Molecule: messenger RNA, 540 nt
Organism: Paramuricea clavata
Lineage: Eukaryota; Metazoa; Cnidaria; Anthozoa; Malacalcyonacea; Plexauridae
Source: the annotation of a GenBank genome assembly
AUGGGGAAAACUUUUCUUUCGUUCGAAGAAAUGCGAACAAUGUUGGUUGAAAUAGAAUCGACUUUGAACAACAGACCACUAACAUACGUUUACGAUGACAAUGAAGGUGUUUCGCUUCCAUUGACUCCGUCCUGUCUCAUAUACGGAAGAAGAAUAGCGACAACUCCAAAUGAUUCACAGUUUGAGAUCUCAAGUACGAAUCAAUCGCUCACAAAUCGAGCGAAGCAUCAAAAUCGAGUGUUAAAGAACUUUACAACGCAAUGGAAGAAAGACUAUUUGUUAAGUUUACGAGAGUCGUCAAAGGCACAAUCCAGAGGUGCUGAGAUAAUAUCUGUUGGAGAUAUUGUAGUCCUGAAGAACGAAAGUACUGCACGUAUUUUCUGGAAACUGGCGAAGGUUGAGGAACUUAUUACAAGCAAAGAUAACAUUGUGCGAUCAGCGAAAGUCGGUGUUUUGGAUGAAGCUAACAAGAAGAUUCAGCUGCGAAGACCCAUUCAACAUUUGGUUCCGCUUGAAAUAAGCUGGAAGAACAUGACAUAG